AUGACCUUUCGCUUGUCGAGGUUCGAGUCUCCCCUUAUUGAAGAUGACGGGGAAAGUCGAGCAAGUCUGCUAGGAUAUUCACCAGAAAAUGAGCUUUACACUGACGUCGAUGAGAACCGCGAAAGCCGAUUUAGAAGGUUCAUGUCUUUUAUCAGCAGCUCGCCCUAUGACAUGUUUUUGGCGAUUAACGAACAUGUUGAGAGCAUAGAUUGGGAUUCCAAGGCAAGCACUAUCGCCGGGCCUCUUGGUAACUUCUUCACAUGUUCAUUGUACACAGCGCGGCUUUUGCAGGAUAGCCUUAUUAGACCAAAUCAACAAAAACUUGACAAAAAGCGCGAUUCUUUUGACCUUUCAAGAUCUGAAAUUCUUAGGAAAUUCGAGUACUUAUCGCAAGUUCCAAAGAGUGGUGUGGUUGUCACUCACCUUAAUUGGUAUUGGAAAUUUCUCACAUUUCUGAAUGUUGCUCUUCAAAUUACGGUGGGGUUCUUGAUCCUCAUAAAUCUGUUUGUUGCAUACAAAUUCCUGAUAGGCCACUUUCAGGUAUACUCAUUGUUCUACACAAAAACAUCACCAAGAUCUAAAAAUGUUACCAAGCGGUCGCUGAGUGACUUGAGCUUCAAGUCACUUGAGGAAGUCACAAAUAGCUCCUUAUGGACAAUGAUUCGGUACAUGUUUGUUCGGAAAAGGCUAAUUAUCAAAGACGCGCCUAAAGGAAAAUACUACUACCAGUUGAGAAAAUGGACGCCAGGAAAAUUCUACACCGCUCUUUUCAGCGCCUUUUCCCCCAUCUCCGUUAUUUUUUUGCUCGUCACAGAAGUUUCUUUCAAGACAGCGCUUGCUGUUAUUGGGCAUCAAUACAUCUUAUUCCUUGUUCUCUUCAAGAGGUACGAGAGCAGAUUAGAUGACGAAGCUUGUUUGGCAAAGGCACAUUUCGAAGAAAUCAAUGAAAAGGUAAUCAAACCCAAAACAACAAUCAAAACGCAGGACGCAAUGGUUGAUGCUACGACGUAUGGAGGAGGGGCUGCAUUUUUCCCUUCAUUCACAACUACUCGGUCCCAUAUUUUUCAAACACACGCAGUCACCGGUGACAUUAUUACAGAACGCUACAACCCUGAAACCAGAAAUUUUGAAGAUGUUGAAAAUACUGGCAGGGCAAAAAAUUAUAUUAGCCAAAUUCAAGGCGUAAGCCACGGUCAGCAAGUUGUGAGCAGAUCAAAGGCAAUGAAUGGUGCAACGGCCCGCCCGCAGUUUUUUAGCCGUCAACCCAGCCCAAGCAAAAUCGGCACACCCUCCAUUAUAUUAAACUAUCGAACCUCGCCUUUCUCGGCACCUACUACGCCGACUUUGAAACCCGUAAAUGGUGUGCAAAAUGGGCAAUCGAUCUUCAGGAAUUCACCAGAUCCAAGCAAAGCCAAUUCUCUAAACUGUGAUACGUCGCACUUGUCUCGCAAUAACACUUUAUCCCGUCUUCGGCGGAACUCAGUUAGCCCCACAAAAUCUGGAAACUACUGUAGUGCUUCAGGAAUGAGGGCGAUUCAUAAGUCAAAUUUUGGUGCUGAUAGCUCCGUUUCUUACAGCAUGGAAGCUCCAAGCAACGAACUCCCUUUCGAAGAAGUUGCACGCCGCGGGCGUCACCCGUUUGAGAUCACUGCCUCCCGAGACUUACCUGCUGGCCGUUCAUCGGCUGUGUCCUCCAGGCACAGCAGUAUCAGUCCAUUCAAGGGCAAUACUUCAUUUGCAGGUCGUGAAUCCUUAGAUUCGAGGCCUCCUUUCAGGUGA
Molecule: messenger RNA, 1779 nt
Organism: Lachancea thermotolerans CBS 6340
Lineage: Eukaryota; Fungi; Ascomycota; Saccharomycetes; Saccharomycetales; Saccharomycetaceae
Gene: NUR1
Product: Nur1p
Exons: 1
Coding region: 1-1779 (592 amino acids)
Biological process (GO): regulation of exit from mitosis; maintenance of rDNA
Source: RefSeq, a predicted model, not a curated record